GUCAAAACAGCGGGAAAAAUAAGAGAAUGAAAGUGAAGGAAAAAGAAAAAAUACAGAAAGUUGAAUAAAAAAAAGAAAACAGAAAGAAAAGGAAAACAGGAUCGCGCUGCACAAAGCGCGGACAAGGCCGUAAAUCAUCAAGAUCUGCUUUGUUUUUCUGUUUUUUGUUUUUUGUUUUUUCAUUUUUCAAAGUAUAAUAACUGAGCAAUAAGAUUUCAUUCUCCAUGUUAUGAUCACAAACUCGUUGAGUUUUGGACGUAUUUGCUGUGGGUGAGCCUUGAAUUUGGGGAUUUAUCCGAUUUUUCUCUAUUUUGGAAAAUUUGGGUAGAAAAUCAGAUGCCGGAGGAGGAUUUAGUGGAGCUGAAGUUCAGAUUGUACGAUGGAUCGGACAUCGGCCCUUUUCGGUAUUCGCCGGCGGCGACUGUUGCGAUGCUUAAAGAGAGGAUUGUGACCGAGUGGCCUAAAGACAAGAGAAUAGCGCCGAAGGUAGCAAAUGACGUGAAAUUAAUAAGUGCUGGGAAAGUUUUAGAUAAUAGCAGGACUGUUGGCCAGUGCAAGAUGCCAUUUGGGGAUCUACCUAACGUGAUUAUUACAAUGCAUGCUGUUGUACAGCCAUCUUUGGCAAGAGUGAAAACAGUUGAAGCAGCAAAAACCUCUCUCUCAAAUCCUCAAAUUACAGUUAUGGGCUUGGUCUAUUGUGAUAUCUGCUCCAAUAACUCCUUCUCCAAGCACAGCUACUACUUGCCGGGUGUUGAGGUGAGAAUAGAUUGCAUGUUCAAAGCAAUUUCACCAAGAACUACUGAGCAAAUAUCAUUUUCAGUCAACAGAACUACAAACAAACAUGGGAUUUACAAGUUGGAAGUGCCCUCUGUUGAUGGGGUUCAAUGUGCUAGAGACAAAUAUUUUGGAAACUCAUGCAGAGCUACCCUGAUAUCGAGCUCGUCUUCUUCGUGCGAUGUGCCUGGUUUUUGGACAACAUCGGAAGAGGUUUCGGUAAAAUCCACACAAGCCAAUUUCUGCAUAUACAGCCUCAAUGCAUUGAGUUAUAGGCCAUCCAAGAGAGACACCGAGUUUGUUGCUGGGCAGUUAUGUGCUCCGAAAAAGGGCGUUAGGGCUCCGGCGGCCGCCAAGAAGAAGGCGGAGAAGGUUGUGAAUCCUCUGUUCGAGAAGAGGCCGAAGCAGUUCGGUAUCGGAGGUGCGCUGCCGCCGAAGAAGGAUCUUCACAGGUUCGUGAAAUGGCCGCAAGUUGUGAGGAUCCAGAGAAAGAAGAUGAUCCUGAAGCAGCGUUUGAAGGUCCCCCCGUCAAUUCAUCAGUUCUCUAAGACCCUCGACAAGAAUUUGGCAACUAGCCUUUUUAAGAUGCUUCUCAAAUAUAGGCCUGAAGACAAGGCUCAGAAGAAAGAACGUCUUUUGAAAAGAGCUCAAGCUGAGGCUGAAGGAAAAACUCCAGAACUGAAGAAGCCCAUUGUGGUUAAGUAUGGCCUUAACCACGUCACUUAUCUCAUCGAGCAGAACAAAGCUCAGUUGGUGGUUAUUGCCCAUGAUGUUGAUCCAAUUGAGUUGGUUGUCUGGCUUCCAGCUUUGUGCCGGAAGAUGGAGAUCCCGUACUGUAUUGUGAAGGGGAAAGCUAGGCUGGGCACUAUUGUCCACAAGAAGACUGCCUCUGUUUUAUGCUUGACCUCGGUUAAGAAUGAAGACAAGUUGGAGUUCAGCAAGAUUCUGGAGGCCAUCAAGGCCAAUUUCAAUGAUAAGUACGAUGAGUUGCGCAAGAAAUGGGGCGGUGGUGUCAUGGGAUCCAAGUCUCAGGCCAAAACAAAGGCUAAGGAGAGGCUUCUUGCAAAGGAGGCUGCACAGCGGAUGACUUGAAAAGACAUGUUUUGCCAUAUUGUCUAUUAUUAGCGAUAAAUUCCAAUGAGAGAACUUCUAAUAUGCGCAAGUUUUACCCAUUUUCAUGAUAGACAUUAAUUUUGUUUCAGUUUGUCAGUUUCCCUUUUUGUUCUAGUUUUUGGCUUUUCGAUUGGAACCCUGCAAGAAUUUACUCUGUUCUGUCCUGGUGUGUAGUUACAUUUUUCGGUCGGAUACUUGGAUAACAGGUAAUGUGAGCAUUUUUCAUUUCAAGGCAAAUGUGCAAAAGUUACUGGUUUUGUUUUUUACAAUGCAAAGUAUUACGAGUCAAAAUAGUUAUUA
Messenger RNA from Striga asiatica, 2187 nucleotides. The record is from the annotation of a GenBank genome assembly. NCBI's taxonomy places the organism in Eukaryota, Viridiplantae, Streptophyta, Magnoliopsida, Lamiales, Orobanchaceae.